Molecule: messenger RNA, 589 nt
Organism: Saccostrea cuccullata (small rock oyster)
Lineage: Eukaryota; Metazoa; Mollusca; Bivalvia; Ostreida; Ostreidae
Product: complement C1q-like protein 2
Exons: 2
Molecular function (GO): protein binding
Source: RefSeq, a predicted model, not a curated record
UUGAUUGGACAACUGGUCACCGGAAAUUCAUCUUCGGAUGUUUUUUUUUAAAAUUUAGUGUGUCCACGGGCAGAAACUACCACGUUUCCUUUUCUGCCUACAAGAACCAUACCCAAUCUGGACUCAAUAAGAGACACAUCAUCAAGUUUGAGCAGACGAUACUUAACCUUGGAAAUCACUACCACCCCGAGGACGGGAUAUUUAUUGCCCCGGUGUCAGGUGUUUAUUUCUUCCACUGGACCAUCAAUAACCACGGGGAUUAUGCAUAUACCAACAUAUUGGUGGGAGGAAAAGUUAUGUCAACAACUACUACCUCGGUAGUAUCUGGACAUAAUUCUGGAUCUGCUUUGGUGAUUGUUCAAGUUCAGAAGGGGCAGCAUGUUUGGAUUCAGACCUGCUGUGGUUCUUCAAAUGAAGUGUAUGGAACCACUCUGGGGUUCGACAACGCUUUCCAGUCUACUUUUUCUGGGACCUUACUCUUUCAAGUUUCAGAAAAUUAAAGAUAUGUAUGAAAAAAAAAAAACAAAAAACAAAAACACAAUCCCAUUGUUUAAAAAAAAGUGACAAAUCUUAUUAAAUACAAUUUUAU